AUGCCUGAUAGAUCUUCUGUAUUCAAAGACGAGGCGAAGGUCUACGAAGGCGGGUCGUCCCGCGAGCCGCCAGUGUCGAUUCAGCUGUACCGAGUCGAGAUUCUGUUUGCGAAUUCCAUACAUCCGCUAACACCGCUAAUCGAGAACCCACGAAGAAGGUCCACAGUCAACCGACCUCAUACCAGAGCUACAGCGAACAGCUCUGUGCUUUCUUCCAGCGACGACCCAGAGGGCAUCCUUCGGCGCCGCCGACGUGCGUUACGGUCGGCAAAGACCGAAGACCGAGACGUAUCCCAUCAUCAGGGUGACAACAACAAGGCGGAUCCUGAAACGCCUGAACUUCCGGAAAGUGAUCCGUUGGGCGCCUUCUACGAAAGCAUUCGCUAUCUGUCCCCUCAUUUCGCUGAAUCUGAGGAAUCAGAUAGAGCAUCCUCCGACUCUGCUGAUGAGGACCCAUUGGUUUCCUUGUACAAAAGCAUAGGAUAUUUACCGCCUCUCGACGAAUCGACACUUGACCUUCUUGAGCAAGUGUUGUUAGAUCCCAGCAUGGGUAAAACUGGUGGUCGAAUCAACCCAACAGACCAGGAGAGCUUUCGGGUGGGACUCGGGGAGCGCAACGUGGCAUUGGAGCCCUAUCACGAUCCAUACCUGGACCACAUCCAGUCGCUCACUUCUAAGACACCAAAGGAGACACAGCUAGAGAAAAGACGCCAUGUUCGCGCUUGGGAGCUUGACUUGCAGAAAACACGAAAUGAUCCCCUGGAGCCUGUCUUCCAGCGCACCAUCAUGAUGUCAAUGAUCGAUCGGCAUCGGUUACUUUACGACAGAGAGGAUGCCACCAUACCCAUUCUCGAUUUUUCUGUUGAAAGAAUCUGGAAGUGCCCUCCAAUGCCAUCAAGGGUUUUGUUCGAUCCACAGCCAAAAUGCCUCACACAACCAAAAGCGGAUUUAGCCCUGGCAUUUCGCCAGUUCGCAAUCUUUCAGAGACGAAGGUGGCAUGAUCUCCCCGAUGCAAUGAGGAGCUUAUUAUGCUACGAAGGACAAGCCACCGGGAAGGAAGUUCGUGUCCUUCACUUUAUGACCAUUGAGGGGAAGAACUCGUUCAAGACUCCUGAUGAUGAGGUUGCCUUGUCUCAGAAUCUGAAUAAUGCCAGCCAGUCUCUACACAACAUGUAUGAGUUCUUCAGAGAAGCCGGGGAUGAGCAUGUGCAAAUUUUCUUCGAAAAGGUCAGGUUCUUCUCGUGUGUAUCGACGAGCAAAGGAAUCAAGAUCCGUGUUCAUCGGGCUUGCUGCACCCAAGACCACCAGGCGAUCACACUGAACGGACAGCUUGGUGAAGUUCCUCCCAUGGACUCUAUAGUCGAGGGCUACCCGUUGCAGUUCGUGUUUGAUGAUUACUUUGAGGCUAGUGGGCCUGACUUCACAAGGGACAAAGUCGUGGGUGCUUUCGAGAAAAUCAUGGUCGGCUAUGCGAUCGGAGAGCUUUUGGGUUAUCUGCGAGAGGCAGCAAAAGCAGUCGAGGCUAAAUGUCUCACAUACAAGCAGGAUCAUGGUAAGCGAUUGUGGCGCGACAUCAGCGAUUAUAUGCAUGGACUGCCUGUCCCACGAAAUGAGCCUACCCCCUCGCUCGCCAGCCAAGCAAGCUUCUCUACUCAGGCAACUCAUCGCAGAUUUGCCGGGCUAGCGAUGAGUUCUCAGAGGCUUGAUGCUAGUCAGCCGGAAUCCACUCAAGGCUCUGGUUUCUCUCUGAUCGAACCCAUGGUGGGUCAAGUGACCUCCAGUUUUAGUUCUAGAAAAAGGCAGCGUACCGAUUAG
This is a messenger RNA of Cryphonectria parasitica EP155, 1815 nucleotides long. RefSeq lists its product as uncharacterized. The transcript has 3 exons. The record is from RefSeq and is a predicted model, not a curated record. Bases 1 to 1815 code for a protein of 604 amino acids. NCBI's taxonomy places the organism in Eukaryota, Fungi, Ascomycota, Sordariomycetes, Diaporthales, Cryphonectriaceae.